AGAAACGAUCACAACUGAAUUAAAACAGCUGUUUACUAAUAAUAAACAAAUUCCUGUUGCCAUGGUGAGAAGCAAGUACCAUGAGGAGUUUGGUCGACAYCUAAACAUGGCUAACACUGGAUUUCCUUCGUUAGAAACUAUGGUCAUUUCUGUGAUACCAGGUGCUAAGAUUCUCGAUGUGAAAGGAGAAAGAACAGUCUGUUUUCCAUCAAAAGAUCAGUCUGUGCAAGAUUUGGUUGAGCUAGUGAGCCAACAAGAUGGAGGGUUUGUAUCUCUAAAGCGUCUUCCAGUGCUUUACCGCAAGCAUUUCAACAAGAAAUUACCUUUUWCAAUAAACAAGCUACAAGACCUUGUGGCGACUACCAAUAAAGAACUACAAAUUCUAGGUGCUGAUAAUGACCAAAUCUUAUGUUACACCAACACUUCUAGUCAAGACCACCAAAGUCAUGACUUUAAGAAGUUAGCAAGCGACAUACACAAUAUGUUAAUCAAAUUUCCUGGCUGUCGUAUGUCCCGUGCUGCACUCUCUGCUAUAUACCAUCGUCAGAGGGGUAUAGGUACAAUGGCAAGCCGAUGGCCAGGGUUAUCAACGCUGGAURCCCUUCUAGAGGCUAUGUSUGACAGUAUUGAGGUUACAGGUACUGGUGACUUCGCCUCCGUCUGUCUCAAGCAUGAUCACGUGGUACGAUGCCUUGCUCGUGAUGUCAUAACAAUUCUGACGUCAUAUAUCGGUAAAACUGUCCAAGUCAACAAUAUCCCGAAGUUGUAUGAGAAGACCUUUGGGCGCUCUUUAUCUACACAUCACUAUGGCUUUGUGAAUGUCCAUGACAUGAUGGAAGCUAUGUGUUCUGUGGUCAGGGUCAUUGGCGAAAAGAAAAACCGCGUCUGUCUCUCUCCGCUGCAGUUGUUUGCCAUUGAAACCAAACAGCUGCUAACACAUGCAGGAGGAUGUGUUUCWCUMAAUCGAUUCGCACCAUGUUAUCAGCAGUAUUACAACAAACCCUGCAAGGCGUCUGACUAUGGUUUUUCACGAUUGUCUGAAGUUCUUGCUGCUGUACCCAAUGUAGCUGAAGUCAGAGGCAAGGGUGUGGAAAAAAUGGUCAUUUUCRUUGCUGAMGGGGAUGUCUUGCUGGAGUUUAUAGGUUUAAAACAAAACCCUGCUCCCAAAGCCACUGACCAGAGCGAGAACAGCAGAGAAAGUCCUCCAAUCAUUUAUGAAGGAUCAGAUACUGAGUCUGUCAUUGUUGAAGAAGAAUUAGAUGACCCUCAGGAAAUAUCWGCUGCCAAUGUUGAGCCGACAGACUUAAUAGUUCUAAGUGGAAAUGAAGAGUCACCAAUCGUUAACCGUCCUCCAAGUGACUGGAUGAUGGCUCCUGUYCCAAAAACUCUACCAGAACCAGGACUCUACCCAGAGCAGGAUCAACGUCCUUCAAAUCCACAGGAGCCCCAAGAUAGUGSUGACCUGAUAUCGUUUAAAGAGUUUGACGUAUCACUGGCUGGUCUAAAAGAUUCUUURCAGAAGCAAUGUCAGGAUGGUGAGUUUACAAGCGAGGAUAURGAAGUGUUAAUGGUUAACMGAAGAGAACAAGAAGAUCUGUCAAUMAACUGUUCAGCGUGCAUUGGAAGGGAUGCACAGUGUGGUCUUCCUUCUAAGUCAAUUUUCAAGUCACCAACAGACCAUCUACUGCCUGUCAGUCCWGGGAUGCACGAUCUAUCAGACGUGGAGGCAGAAAUUCUUAAUGUCAGGAARAAAAAUGGGAAAAGUAAUUCAGGCCGCAAAAUUUCAUCUAAAAAACCAAAGCCUACUCUUGCUCCAUUYAUCUUCAAAGAAACAACUCCAAGCAAAAAAGGAACAACRCCAGUCAARCUAGCUGUCARRUUCUCUAAGACGCCCUAGAGUUKCCAUGACAACAAGGACUGUUUCCAUGGURUUUCGACCACCGUGGUAACCAGGAGAAGUUUUUGUGAUAACUUCAAGUUGUGGUAACCAUGGCAAGUUCGUACACGCGAUAACCAUAGUAACAUAUCCUUGACAACCUUUGUGGUAUUCAUGGUAACGUUGUAUCCUUGGUAACCUUGUGUUUGUUGAAAUCUUGGAAACAUCGUGUUUGAGGCUGUUCUUUUGGUAAAAUAUUAGCAAUUUUCAAUACUGUUUUGUUAGAUGCAUUAGAAGCGUCUAUUGUGAACUAGUUUUGUUUUUGAUGUCUGACAAWUGAAAGACAUUUAAACUAUAGGUUUGGAAAAAAUCUUUAUUAUACUUUCUUUAUUGUAAACAACCAAACUUUCAACGGUUUGAAUGUUGCGUCUUUACGAAAUUCUUUGAUAUCUCUUAAUUAUUAAUUAGUAAGCAAAUUAACAUAUUAAUUACAAGAUUUAAAUUAUUCAUUUAUGAUGUCUAGUUAMAAGAGUGCACUUUUCUUGAGUCGUAAUAGGAAAACUUUAGGUAAGGAUUUGAAAGCAAUCCGAUUAGCGAGUUUAGACGUUAAUGAGUCGCUCUCAAUUAKCGAAAUUCUCGUCCAUAGCAUGCACGUUACAUAUAAAGUGCGACUUUAAAGCUAGGCCUAGGUGAAUUAGUCAAGACUUCUAUAGCAUAAAUUAAUAUAUUUAUAAAAGAGAUUAAGUUAUAUAAGAGUGAAAUAGAGUUGUUCUCAUAUACCCAUGAAACAAAAUAUACUAAUUUACAGUAACAGUAGUCAGUGAAUAGUGCACAUUGUAUUUCACGGGUUUAUGGUCGUAUAAAUGUGUGUUUGAACAACAUCUAAUGUGACCUCACCUUCAUUUMGCUAUUUCGGAAAGGACAUAAAAAGAACUGCCUCAAGUCUGCAUAAGUUCUUCUCAAGUUCAGGAUCCUAGUGACACUGAUCUCGUAGUGUGUAAUUUCUUUGUCCUUUCCUUAGGUCGUCAGACCUUUAUGCCAUCGGUAAAAAUAACGUUAACAGUGGUAUAACAUGGAUAUAAUGUUCGGUGCGGUGGUUUAUCGUUUGUACUAGUACUAUACAUGUCAAAAUAUCGCCCCAUGUAAGAGAAUCCAGAGAACUAGAGCAUUCCGGAUUCCCAAACAUUGGAUUCUAGAUUCCAAGACUUGAGAUUCUGGAUUCCAAAGAAUGUGUGUUUUGGAUUUCAAAAUUUUGCUACUUUUUACUGGAUUCUGGAUUCUCUUAUAUGGGGCGAAAAAUACAUAAUAUUUAAARUAUUUCCCUUUAAGACUACUUUUGAUUCGUCUUUGAAAUAAAAUUCCUCCGGAUAGAGGUAAAACUAUAGUUGAUUGUGGUCUGAAAUGGGAAAGCAAUAAUGUAAGUUAUAAAAUUCAGUUUUGUUGUUUAUGUUGUUUUUUUUAACCCGUGAAACAAAAUGCUAGUUUUUUUUCUAAGUUAUAGACAUGGGAUUAUGAAAACAACCCUAMAAUUAAAUAGUAUUAGAUAUUUAUCGUGUUAUUGCCCUGAGAAAGGCGAGUUUUUGGUUGAUACCAAGUCAGCAAAAAAAAAUUCAUGUUCAUGUUUUUCAAACAUCCGAUGAUUGGCAUGGUGCGCAGUUGUUAGAUUUUCUAACUAGAGGUUGUUGAAAUUUCAGCUUUCAAUUUCUGUGUUUAUAAAGAUUGUCUAGAUUAAAUUUGCAAUAAAAUCGAGUAUAUGUUUC
This is a messenger RNA of Exaiptasia diaphana, 3636 nucleotides long. RefSeq names its product meiosis regulator and mRNA stability factor 1. Bases 62 to 1897 code for a protein of 611 amino acids. The transcript is spliced from 9 exons. NCBI's taxonomy places the organism in Eukaryota, Metazoa, Cnidaria, Anthozoa, Actiniaria, Aiptasiidae. The record is from RefSeq and is a predicted model, not a curated record.